AUGGCUUUAGAGAUUCCAAAGGUUUGUGCACCAUUGACUAGACCCUGUAUUCCUAGUAAUUUGGUUGAUGCAUUUUCUGAUUUUCAACUUGCUGAUGAUUACAAGAAUAAUAGUCACCUGAAUAUAGACAUACUUGUAGGUUUGGAUGCUUAUUGGGGAUUUAUGGAUCCUGAAAUUAAGCCACAUCAGAGUAAUGGAUUAGUAGCCCAAAAGUCUGUAUUUGGUUGGGUGUUAUCUGGUUCAUGGAAGGUUCCUACUAUCAGCAACUGUGAGUCUACACAAAUGUUGUGUAUAGGAAAUGUGACAGAUUCUGAUUUACGUGAGUUUUGGGAUUUAGAAUCUGUUGGCAUAACUCAAAAGGAAGCUGUUCCUAGCCCAUUUACCUCAGACCCUGUUUUGAAGCAAUUUUGUGAAAAUGUUAAGUUUGAAGAGGGACGCUAUGAAGUAGGCUUACCUUGGAAGUCGGAUGACUGCAAGAAGAAUCUUAUGAAUAAUGAGGGAAUUGCUAGGAAAAGGUUGCAAGGAUUAGGGCGUAAGUUAGAUAAGGACCCAGAGCUUCAGAAACAAUAUUCUAACGUGUUUACUGAUUAUGAACAAGAGGGAAUAAUUGAAGAAGUCCCUUCAAGUGAAGUUGUAAGUUCUCAGCCUACAUAUUAUAUGCCUCAUCGUCCAGUUGUCAAAGAGAGUAGUUCUUCAACUAAGGUCAGACCAGUUUUUGAUGCUUCUGCAACUAGUUAUAAUGGCACUUCUUUAAAUGAUUGUCUUGAGUCUGGUCCUUCACUUAACGCUGAUCUUGUGAAAGUAUUGGUUCGUUUCAGAAAGUGGAAGGUUGCAUUGACUGCUGAUAUUACAAAGGCAUUCUUGCAGAUUUGUGUUCGGCCAGAAGACCGAGAUGUUCAUCGCUUUUUGUGGAAAUGCAAAGACUCCAUUAGAAUGAUGAGGUUUGUUCGUGUUCCCUUUGGUAAUACAAGUAGCCCUUUUUUGCUAAAUGCCACCAUUAAAUACCACUUACAGUCUUAUCCUGAUACUGAAGUAGUAAAAGAGUUAAAGGAAAACCUUUACGUAGAUGAUUGGCUGUCAGGGGCGGACACUGCUGAGGAAGCUUGUGAGAAGUUUAAAGAAGCUCAAAGUAUUUUGGCUGAAGCUGGGUUCCCUCUUUCUAAAUGGCACUCAAAUUGUAAAUUGUUUGCCACAAAGUUUAAUGAUAAAAUUGAUCAUGGUGAUGAACAUGAAUCCACAAAGGUUUUAGGUAUGAAGUGGUUAUCCUUGUCAGAUCAGUUUGUUUUUAAAGGUAUUGAUUUAGACCUGGAGACACAUUUGGUGUCAACCAAAAGAGCAAUUCUUAGUCUCAUAGCCAGGCUUUUUGACCCACUUGGUUUGAUUAGUCCCUUUGUCAUGUAUGCUAAAAUCCUCUUUCAAGACAUAUGGAGACUUGGGCUUGAUUGGGAUGAGUUACUACCUAAAGAGGUGCAAAAUAAGUUUCAGAAUUGGGUUAAGAGCAUUGCUGCUCUAAAAUAUUGGAAGAUUAAUCGUUGCUAUUUCCCAGAAAUGUCCUGGAAAGAGUUGUCUGGUGUAGAACUCCAUGCCUUUGGUGAUGCUUCAGAGAAAGGGUAUGGAGCUUGCGUGUACUUGAGAGUUCCUCUUGUGGAUGGAACAUACCAGGUGUCAUUAGUGGUAGCAAGGUCAAGGGUAGCACCUAUAAGAGGGUCACUUUACCUCGACUAG
Penaeus vannamei (Pacific white shrimp) is the source of this 1725-nucleotide messenger RNA. Lineage: Eukaryota; Metazoa; Arthropoda; Malacostraca; Decapoda; Penaeidae. The record is from RefSeq and is a predicted model, not a curated record.